UAUACCGUCAGCUCCCCGCUUCCAUGUGCGCCUGCGCUCCCUCUCCUCCUCCUCCUCCUCCUCCCUCCGCGAUGUGGCUCCGUUUUCUACUUGACAUCCCAACGGAAGACAUGCCCAGAAUCAAACCCGGGGCUUCUCACUAGCGGAGAUUAAGGCCCCCACGAGUCUGGGCUUCAUACAGACCGGCAGGUUGUCCUGAGCAUCCCGCUUCGCACCGCGGCAAUGGAGCGCUCCUGAUCCCAACACAGGACGCCUGGAGAGCUCAGCCGUCGUCUUCUGCCGUCGCCUCUCAGAUCUGUGUGGAUAUUUCGAGCCUUGACCAUGUCUGCGAGAGAGAAGGGGAUCCUGACCAAAGACAGCGUCAGCCUGCUUCCCUGUUUCUAUUUUGUGGAGCUGCCAAUCCUGGUAUCAUCUGUGGUUAGUCUGUACUUCCUGGAGUGGACGGAUGUGUUUGAGCCGGUGAAGUCUGGCUUCAAUUGCCAUGACCGCAGCCUAAGCCUGCCCUAUAUUGACCCCAACCAUGAAGUCAUCCCCCUGCUGAUGCUGCUCAGCCUGGCCUUCGCUGGACCUGCCAUUACGAUAAUGAUUGGAGAGGCCAUCCUGUUUUGCUGUCUGUCUCGGAGGAAGAGUGGUGCUGGGGCUGAGGCUAACAUUAAUGCUGCUGGCUGUAACUUCAACUCCUUCAUACGCAGAGCUGUUCGCUUCAUUGGUGUUCAUGCGUUUGGUCUUUGUGCCACAGCCCUCAUCACUGACAUCCUCCAGCUAAUGACAGGCUACCCAGCACCCUACUUCCUCACAGUGUGUAAACCCAACUACACCACACUCAACGUCAGCUGUGAGCAGAACCCUUACAUCAUGGAGGAUAUCUGUUCAGGAGCCGACCCUGCAGCCAUCAACCAGGGGAGAAAAUCCUUCCCAUCACAGCACGCCACCCUCGCAUCCUUCGCUGCUGUCUAUAUCUCAAUGUACUUUAACAGCACUCUUACGGACUCAUCCAAGCUCCUCAAGCCCCUUCUGGUUUUCUCCUUCAUUAUUUGUGCCAUCAUCUGUGGUCUGACCCGGAUUAUUCAGUACAAGAACCAUGCCAUCGACGUGUACCUGGGCUUCUUGCUUGGAAGUGCUAUUGCUGUCUACCUGGGGUUGUAUGCGGUUGGAAAUUUUCAGUCUAGUGAAGAGACCACCAGUAGUUCCCCUCCACUGCUACAUCGCCUCCCCUGCUCUUUACCACACAUAAGCCAGGAGGCCGUACUCCACCACUUGCAAAUGAAAGCCAGCAUGGCCGGGGAGCCUGGUUUAUCCACCUCCCAUUCUGAGGGCCUGAAGAGGUCCAGUGCAGAUGUGGAAGUGAUCUCACCCCGCAGCCCUCAGAACAAAGAUGCCAUGGUGACCUUUAGCCACACCCUUCCUCGGGUCCACACCCCCCAGGCCAUGGCAGCAUAUGAGGAAGCAGCUAGACGUCAUGCUGCCACCCUCCACCACGCCUCCAUGGACUCCAGUCGUUCAAAGCAGCUUCUGUCUCAAUGGAAAAGUAAGAACAACAACCAUAAAUGCUCCCUGCAAGUCCCAGACUCCUUCUCCUCUUCUGUAGACUCAUCAUCUGGCCAGUCCUCCCAGCAUCUGCAUCACCAUGGUAGCAUGGAGCUCCGAUCCAGCUCUGAACCAUGUGCUAUGGGCCUAAAUGGAGGCUUUGAUGGUAAUGCAUACAUGUCUAAACUGGCCACAGGUGCUAGUACCACUCUGCCCAGUAACUGUAGUGGUAUCACUGGAGGGGCUAGGAUAUCCAUGCAGUCUAGACCUGGGUCUUCACAGCUGGUCCACAUACCAGAGGAAGCUCAUGAGAAUUACAACACUGCUGCCCCAGGAAUGGGGGUAGGAGGAGGAAGUGAGGGGAUUUCGACAUUAAAUAACACAGCUCAGGCUAACUGGCAAAGGGCAGCAGAGAAGACUACAGCCUGCAGGACUAAUGAUAAUGGCCAGAACACCCAACCACGAAUCAUGCAAGUGAUUGCUAUGUCCAAGCAACAGGGCCUACUACAGACCCAUUCCAAGAGUUUAGAUGAGAGUAGCAUUGGCUGCGGUACCACUGGGAGUUGCCAGGGCACUACUCGUUACAGGGCACUAGCUGAUCAAGAUCCCACUAACACCACAGGGCCCAGCUCACUGGGUAGUACCACAGGCAGUAUUUCAGGGAGUACUGGAGCAAUUGUCAGAGUAGACGCCCACCCUGAAAAUAACAAGCCAGUGAUCCAAGCUCCCUCCACAGAUGGAAGUGGAUCCUGGAGGUGGCGGUCUCUGGAUCAUGGCACUGGAGUUGGUGGAGGCACAGGGACUAGUGGAACAGCAGGAGGCUCAGGAGGAGGAGGUGGUAGUUUGAGGCAGUCCUUUGAGCUCAAUGAUCUAAACAGAGACUCAGAAAGCUCAGACUCUAUACGCGAAGGGUCCAUUGACAGGAAGCGUGCCAAUCACGUCGUUACCACAACUGCCACUGUUAGCACCCCACCCAUAGUUACUGUUCACACCCAAAACACCAGCCAGUCAGAGCAGAGGCUCCAACCCCAGGGCCUCUCUACCAUAAGGGUCACUCCAGGGGAUGGCAGUACUUCUGGAUCUGGAGCAGGUGGUGGCGGAGGAGGAAGUGGAGAGACCACUUCAGAAACCCACUCGGUCGUUUCCAGUCGUGAGUCCACACUGCGGAGAAAAGGCAAUAAUAUCAUCCUGAUUCCAGAGAGAGCUAACAGUCCUGAUAAUGCCCGUAACAUUUUCUACAAGGGAACAUCUAUAACUCCUGUUUUCAAGGACUAACAUACUAAAUCAUUGGAGACUUUAGAGAAGACAUAGUUAAUAAUACAAUACAGCUGGAUUUUCUGAGAACUGUGACAAAAUGUCCAUAUUGCCUGCCAUUGUAUAUAUCAUGAAAACUUCAAAAGAAAAGGUUUUAUUCAGCAUGAGAUUUUUGUACGUGUUUACACAAAAUCACAACCUUUUAAGUGUUGUAGAAAUAAUCACUGUGUACUUUUGUGGUCACUCCUAAGGAAACCUAUUGUAAUGUCACGUGUGCCAGUGUUUUGAAGAUUUGAAAACAUUUUUUACACAGUUCUGUAUGUUUUGGAUAUAAAUAAUCACAAAAAAACAAAAAAGCAAGUUGCGCGGUAACACUGAACUGUAGCAAAAUCAGCAAAUAGAACUACAAAAAAAUAAAAAAUUGUAUCAUAGCUGUGAAACCAGAGUUUACUUCCCUGCACUGUAAAUAUUGUGUAUGUUUGAAAAGGGUGCUACACCAGAAAAUACUAUUUACUAUACAACAUACUGUAUAAUUUAAAUAGAUAAAGAAAGAAUUAUUUUACAAAGAGUGGACAACACUGACAUUAAUAUGUGACAGAGAUAUGUUUUGUAUUUUGUCUCUUACUGUACAGAUACUGCAUACUCAACAGAAUACUGUUUUGAACCAUAAGUGUGCUUAGCAUUCCUUCUGUAGCUAUGGAGUCAAAUAUGCUGUGACUUGCACUGAAAUAUGCGUUUACUGUACAUCGUAUACUAUAAACCCUGACCUUACCUUUAUAUCCUGUAAUUAUGUUUUGAUGUUCAUGUCAGUUUCAUAUCUACAGCACAAAAAGGUAGCAUAACAAUGGUAUAUCCUGCUUCGUUUGCCAUAAAAUAAUUAGUACAUUUCCCAAACUCAAUGCAAUACUUGACCUCAAGCUUCCCAAAUGAAUUUGAGAGGUUUCAUUCUGCUUAAACAGUCACAAAUGGUGUAGUUAUUUUUGGGAUGUCAGUAAACAAAAGAACAAAGAAACGGCAAGUCCUGUAUCAGUUUUAUCUUAAUGUGUUUGCAACAGAGAUAGUGAGUAAAGGGUGUGUUUAGCUUAGCUUAGCACAAAUAUCUGGCUGCCUAUAGUGUUAGUCCAGCUGUUAGUCCAAAUGUAGAAAUAGUUCUAAAAGCUGAAAAAAAGCUUCAUCACACAUAGUGUCAUUGUUUUCUGUUUCUAUUCAAGUCACUUUGUCAUGAUAAUGCAAGUUGUCGGCGGUCGGAACUUUAGAUAGGCUGCCAUAGUCUUUCUGCUCAGCUUGGCUAAACAUAUCCCAGAUCUUUUUCUUUGAUACACAGCGAUGAAACUGAUAUUGGUCUUUUCUUCUGAAUAUGCUUCAGUUACCAAACAAAUAUUCUUCUUCUUGUUCUUUUAUUUGUCACAUUUUUAUUAGAAAAAAACAAGAAACAGUUUUGGAUUUUAUAAUCAGAGCACUUUGUUAAGCAUUGUGCUCCUCGUAAUAGCAAAGAUCAAAAUUGAUUUGCUACAUGUAGCACUUUUUGGCACAAAUACUAUUAUUGGUGUUACAUUGAUACCUCAGUAUAGUCAGCCCUGUCUUCUAGAAAUCA
Messenger RNA from Scatophagus argus, 4375 nucleotides. It is a transcript of the gene plppr4b, whose product is annotated as phospholipid phosphatase-related protein type 4. Gene Ontology annotation, biological process: phospholipid dephosphorylation; axonogenesis; signal transduction. The transcript has 7 exons. Gene Ontology annotation, molecular function: phosphatidate phosphatase activity. Bases 322 to 2802 code for a protein of 826 amino acids. The record is from RefSeq and is a predicted model, not a curated record. Lineage: Eukaryota; Metazoa; Chordata; Actinopteri; Scatophagidae.